UGAACAGCAGCGUAACCAUGAAUUGCACAUACUGCGGCAUGAAUGCUCAUCGUCUAACCGGACCCUUUUGGAAUAUCCAAUUUAGUAAUUCAACCGUUGCAUCAGUUGUGUCAGCUCUCGACGCUCUUCCUGGCUUCACAUUUUUCUCUGCGUUAAGUAACAACUACACGGAGCUCACUAUCGACCAAGUGUCUGAAAAUCUUAAUUUGUUUACAAUACAAUGUCAUUUUGGUAUUAGAUUUGCUAAUAAUCCAGAAGCUGGCAGUGGCAAGAUUAAAGUUUUACUCGGAAGUCUUCCUACCAUCUCUUGUAAGCCACAUUUAUGCACCUCUGUGAAUAAUUCGAAAGCAGAAAUUCCCUGUGAAGUAUCUGGAACUCCUAUACCAUCCACUAAGAUUGAGCUGAAUAGUGCUGGAACAAGUGUCCCUGAUGAUUCAUCUCAAUUUUCUAUACAUCGUGCAGAUAGCUUGAUGCCUUUUCUAACAAUCGAUCCUGUCAAUUGUACACUUGAUGCUGGCAAUAAUUACAGAAUAUCAUCUGAAAAUAUACUGGGAACAUCACUACCUUAUCAGUGGAACGAUGCUCAUGUGCUUGAUAAUGACGACUUAUCAGAUUGUCAAGUUAUUGACAAUACAACACGCUUGACUUGCUCGUUUUCACUUGCUAGAUUUCCUACAGCAAACAUUGUGUGGAACAUCAACAGCAACAACAUUAUUAAUGAAACCUCUGACAUCGAUGUUUGUGCAUGUCGAGUAACUUCUACUGUCAUUGUUAGUUUGCAACAUGUGUCUGCAUCAACAUCAUGUACUGCUUUAUAUAACAACGACAUGAUGACUCGAUAUUCAUUCAAACGUUGUGAAUCUACACCAAGUCCACCAGUUACAUCUAUUCCUACUUCAGGCACUAGCUUGACCAAUACUCUACAUGGUCUGGGAUCUGCUGAUUUGCCAGACGUGGUCUCGAUUGUUUCACAAAAUCGAUUUGUAUCUACUGAGAUUGGUUGUCAGUUUGCAUCAAUACAACCGACAUCUACUACAGACAUCACUGGAUACUUAGUACGACUCACUAACGCUCACAAGCAGAGCGAACUGGAAUUGUCGCUGAGCAGCAACAACAAUCUAUUUCUCGACGAAUUGGAAGAAAACACAGCAUAUACAGUUGAGAUAAGAGGACGUAAUAGACACGGAUUGGGUCCAACUUCAAGCAUUUACGUCUUUCAAACUACAUCGUGCACAGAUGAGAAGACAAACUUGGGACUAACAGCUGCAGUCGCUACAUUGUCCGCUCUUUGCAUUAUUCUGCUGAUGCUUGCUGCUUACCUUUUCUAUCGAUUGAGACACGUGAUUGCUCUAGGCGGUGCGAAAGAGUCUAACACAACGGAAAUGAAUGAACAGGAACAGAGACACGAUGCUGCAACGUACGAGACAGUGUCCGACUCUGGUCAUCAGGCCGACGUACUAACAAGGAGCCCACUGUAUGAAGAAACAUCGGUUGUCGACAGUCCAUCAUACGGCGUCGUACUAGAUCAGAAUUAGAAUUAUUAAAUUUACGUUUUGUGAUAGUCAAUUCAGUAAUUGGUUAGUUAAUCGACUGUUGGACGACAUGCCAUUGAAGGUCUGUGAUUCCUACCUAUUUGGUAGAUGUAACUUUAUAGCAUCUCAUGUAUAACGCAUUAGCAAUAGAAGUAAAUUACAUUAAUUUUGAGACAGCCUGA
This is a messenger RNA of Corticium candelabrum, 1714 nucleotides long. RefSeq lists its product as uncharacterized. Gene Ontology annotation, molecular function: protein binding. The transcript is spliced from 8 exons. The record is from RefSeq and is a predicted model, not a curated record. Bases 18 to 1535 code for a protein of 505 amino acids. Lineage: Eukaryota; Metazoa; Porifera; Homoscleromorpha; Homosclerophorida; Plakinidae.